CAGGACUACAAAAUACGGAACUACAAUUGACAAACCAUAAAGAAACUCCCAGUCAAUCAGUUCAACUCAAUCAAAAUCAUUAAAAUUCCCUAGAAAACCGGUCUGCCACCCACUUUGUCUGUACCGGUCGUGCGUCGCACACAACAACCAUUUUUCACGCACAGGGCACGCGUUAAAAAGGCUCUGUUUAGUAUCUGGUAAACCCAGUCUUCCCACCAAUCCAACCCCCUCAUCUUCCACACCAUGGACCAACCAUCCCGUGUCUUGAGAACGCGUCUCCCACUGCUCCACACGCCGUCCGCACUCGCGCAGUCCACCUUCAGCGUGGACCUUGCGAGCCCGCCGGCGCCCCACCCCCUCGAGUUCAGCCCGUUCCACAUGCCAAACACGAUGAUCGACGCGGUGCCCGUCAACACGCACGCACCGCCUCAAAUUUUCUAUGUGCCGCUGGCGCAGCAGCAGGUACUCGCAGACCAGAAGGUUGCACAGUAUGUCGCGAGUCUCCCUGGGAAUGGUGCGCCCGGUCCCAGCGUGAUGACGCGCGUGUCGUUUGCAUUCCAGAGCGGCUUGGCCGAUGAAAUCAAGUGGGCACUCAGCACCUUGGUCACACUCACGGGCGACCCCAACUGCAAAAUCACCCUCAAGGACAAUCCGUACCUCUUGGACGAGUUGAUGCGGCACGUGAUGUCCGCGUCGUGGUUAGAGUUUGCACAGGCCUUGGACGAAGAUGCGCAGAUGAUGAACGAUGCAGGCGUGCAGGCCGUGGACGAUGCAGGCGCGCAAGCCUUGGAUGCCGCGUUGGUAUUACGCAACUUGUGCCAGGACAUUUCCAACGCGAUGCUCCUCUCGCAGCACGCAUUGGCAAAGCCGGUGUUGCUCGUAGUGCUCGCACAUCAGGCUGAUGCGUGCGACCCGCACUUCCACCGAGCACAGGAGUUGUUGCGCUACACCAUCGAUGUGGUUGAAGCGGUCUCGUCCUUCUUUAAUGUCGCGCGCGACGAUCCGUUGUUCCUCACGCUCCUCGAGCUCUUGGACGCUACUGUAGACAAGUCGCUCGUUAUUUCCAUCUUGCGCGCGCUCGCGCGCCUCAUGGUUACCAACAGCAACAAGGGUGAUGAGGCACCUGCGUGCGGCGACAAUAUACCCGACGCAGUCUUGGACCGUGUCACGCGCUACUUGCAGCUCACAGAGCCGUACGACGACCUCACUCUCACGGCCAUCGACUUCCUCUACCAGUACGUGUUGACGCCGUCGGUUGCGGGCCCUGCCAACUACCGCAUCGCCGCCGUGUUCAAAUCCGAGGAGCGCCUCAAGACCGUGCUCAGCUACUUGCCGCGCUUGGCCGCGCACAACUUUGCCGCGCGUGUACGCGCACGCGAACCGAUCCGCUUGCUUCAGCGUGUCAAACCGCAGCCACCCGCCCACCCGCCAGCCGUACCAAAGCCCAUAAUCGAUGAGCUCCUUGCGUUGGCCGAGCCGCUCCGCGCUAGCGAGUGGAUGCGCUGUGUCUAUGAGCCGAGCCGUGACGGCAAUGUCACCCAGAUUUCGCUCUGGAAGUGUUACGAGUCGACCUUCUCGCCGUUUUUGGCUGCGAAGGACGAUGAGGCCCCGGCCAAGCUUCUUCCAGCAGUGGAUUUUAUCAAAAACGUGAACAACGCCUUCCCCAACUCAAACGCCAUGGUGCUUAACCUCCCGAACGGCCAACGCAAGUUCAUCAUCAAGGGCAUCCAGCCUCGUCAGUUUGCGGUUGCAUUAAGUGAGGGUGCCAAGAACGCGCUCGCCUUCAGCACGGACCUCGAUGCGGAUGCAAUUGAUAACGGCGAUGACGUGCCGCUGCAGUUUGUUGGUGUAGAGCUCAACCAGUUGCCAGCGGGAAUUCAGCGCAAGUCCACCUUCCCGAAAGUCGGGGACGUUGCGCCCGUCAUGGACGAGAUCAGCGUCAACGCCGCUUUGUUGACCAACGUGGUGUUGAAGUACUUGGAUGACGCGUUUCCUGAAGCUUGUGUUGCCUUCGUGGGCCGCUUGCGCGAAUUGUGUAUCGAAUAUCCUGUCUUGGUUGAGCAUUUGGAUGCUCGUGUGAUCACGAGGAAGUAGUGUGUGGAGGUGCAUACCCUAUUGUGGUAGAACUUACUCGGCUGAGCAGGCAAGGCUGCCGGCAUGUGCAGAUAUACCAAAAAUAACCAGGAUAUUUUAGAUAUAGCUUGUGAGAAAUGUUUGAACCUUUCAAUACCAUUGCGUUAUCUAACAAUGGCUCGUACGAAUAAUACAAUUUUGUAGCUU
Babjeviella inositovora NRRL Y-12698 is the source of this 2280-nucleotide messenger RNA. RefSeq lists its product as uncharacterized. Lineage: Eukaryota; Fungi; Ascomycota; Pichiomycetes; Serinales. Gene Ontology annotation, biological process: regulation of DNA-templated transcription. Gene Ontology annotation, molecular function: DNA binding. The record is from RefSeq and is a predicted model, not a curated record. The transcript has a single exon. Bases 244 to 2094 code for a protein of 616 amino acids.